GGACACGGGGUGGGGCGGAGCCCGAUCGGAAGGCGGGUGGGCGGAUUUAAGAGAAUAUUGAAACCAAUUAGGAGAAGCGCGUUUGCCAUGGCGGAGGUGGUGUUGGAUUCGUGCUCCAGCAGUGACUCGGAGCCAGAGGGACCCCCCAAGAAGCGCCUCCCCAAGCGCCGCCGCCUCUGCCCGGACACUGCAGUCCUGGCCGUCCCGGUCUACUCCAAUAAGGUUCAGAACAGCCUCCAGCUUUUCCCUGAAUCUCUGAAGCUGCCGGUUCAAGGCCUGCUAGUGUCCUCUGGGCCCCAGGGUGCAUCUGAUGUGGAGGAGGAGAAAGCAGAAUUAGUGGCAGUGUCCCCCACAGAAGAAGAAAAAAGGUGUCAACUUUCGCCAUCGUCACCAUCCCCUCCGCCUUCCCCACGGCCACGGAGACGGUGCCAUGGAGCCCAAAUUCUUGACCAGAGGCUCAGAAAUCUGACAUCCACCCUCUCAGCUGUCAAGAAGAGCUUACAGGAUGAUGGGGAUGAUGUGAUUCUGAUUGACUCGCCUGAACCCUCAGAAUCCCAGGAGCUGGUCCUGAAGAUCCGGUGCCGGGCUGAUCUCUACAGAGUUUCUAUCCAGAUGACUGACCGCCUUCAGCGAGUGGCUGAACAUAUGGGACAGACGCUGAAGGUUCAUCCAAGCAGAAUACUCCUCCUGCUCCGGGACCGUGAACUUGCAGCUGAUGCCACUCCCGGUGGGCUGGGCCUAGGGGUGGCUGAUAUUAUUGAUUGCGUAGUGGAGGCGACUAGCAAAGAGAGUGGUGAGGUGGGAAACUUGCAGCUGCAUGUGCAAGGGAAGGACAAGAGCUCCCACAUGGACAUCACAGUCCGCAGGAAUGAGCCGUUGCGGACACUGAUGAAUUGCUAUCGUCAGGCCCAAGGACUUGGGAGGCGCAAACUGACCUUCUACUUUGAUGGGCAGCGUUUGGAAGAAAGCUGGACCCCAGAAGACAUGGGGAUGGAGCGUGGCGACGUCAUUGAAGUGUGGAGCUAGAGAGCUCUUCUCUCUUGGGCAAAGAGGCCAUGUCUCUUUGGGGUCUCCAUCAGGAUCCGAGCUCUGACAGACUUAAAUCCAUGCUACUUCUUACUUAUCCCUACUUUACCUUUUGCUAUUGGGGGAAGGGGGUGGAGGGACGAGGAAAAGAAAUGUCACUUGGUGUGGAGGAAUUGCCUACAUUUUCUAUCCUUUCUGGGCCACAAGAGGCAAAAGACUGGGAUCUCUCUCAUUUCUUUCCAUCUUCCAAAUAUUUGGAAACCACAAAUAAAGAAUUGUUUAAAUUGACCUAAUAUAGGAGCUUGGAUGGGAGAGAAAGUGGUGUUUAGCAGUGGACAGAUAUAUAUUCAGAGGCCCUGAUAAAUCCUGUUUCAAUAAACUGGAUUGAUCACAAUCCCACAAACAGUCCAGCAAAAAUUUGGUGAUGGGGGUUUCAAAGCAGUUUGCAGUUGUGCUGUGCAAGCUGUGCUUAACAGACAGUGACUCCAGAAUUCACAAAUCAUAGUUGGGAGUAAAGCUGUUCCUUGUGGCUGUCUGGCUCUGGCAAGGUUAUCCUCUCUGCUGGCAGGAAACCAACAAGCUAGGCUUUGUGCAUAAAAUGAGGGUUACUGUUUAUGUGUGGAAGCAUAACUGGAGUUGGUUGCACAAACUGUCAGGACACCUAAACACAGCUGUAGUGCCCUAUAGGAGUUGGGACCUUGUCAGGACAUCUAAACACAGCUGUAGUGCCCUACAGGAGUUGGAAUGAGGGUUAAUCUUUACUGUAGUCCAUGUGGUCUCAAUUGAUAUUUUAAACCUGUCUUUUUAAAAUAUGUAUAUAUACUUUUGUAAUAUAUAAAUAACUAGAAAAUAAAGAAGGAAAAAAAUUGCAUUUCUUUAAAUGAA
Heteronotia binoei (common prickly gecko) is the source of this 1911-nucleotide messenger RNA. RefSeq names its product nuclear factor of activated T cells 2 interacting protein (gene NFATC2IP). Gene Ontology annotation, molecular function: protein binding. Gene Ontology annotation, biological process: cytokine production; positive regulation of transcription by RNA polymerase II. The coding region runs from base 88 to 1026 and encodes 312 amino acids. The transcript has 8 exons. Lineage: Eukaryota; Metazoa; Chordata; Lepidosauria; Squamata; Gekkonidae. The record is from RefSeq and is a predicted model, not a curated record.